Panthera uncia (snow leopard) is the source of this 2217-nucleotide messenger RNA. RefSeq names its product mitochondrial rRNA methyltransferase 1 (gene MRM1). Lineage: Eukaryota; Metazoa; Chordata; Mammalia; Carnivora; Felidae. Gene Ontology annotation, biological process: rRNA methylation. The record is from RefSeq and is a predicted model, not a curated record. Gene Ontology annotation, molecular function: RNA binding; RNA methyltransferase activity. Gene Ontology annotation, cellular component: mitochondrion. The transcript has 10 exons.
GGAACACAUCCCUUUUCAAGUGGCUUUUGCCGGUGUCUGGGUGAAUGUGGCCCUCCAGCCUUCUGGGACCUCGAAAGGCACAGAAUGAUGCCGGUAGUAGGGGGCAGCCCAGCAGGUCGCAGUACAGAGAAGGCUGCGGCUCAGCUAGUCCUGCAGGAGGCGCUGUGGGCACCGCGGGGCGGUCGGGCAUGCGCAGUGCGUCAGCGGGCAGGGGGCAGGCCGCCCGAACCCGGAAGCAGAGUAGCCCACGUGGGAGCCGGGGAGGGGCGGCCUUGGUUAGGCUACCUGGUUGUGGGUAGUCUAAGUCGAGAAUCCAGGCUAUUCGUACUCUGAGGGGGCGAGGUAGAGACGGCCAUCGGGUCUCCUUUGCCAAUGUUGGGGACCCGGAGCGGGCCGCGGCGGGAGUGACCAAUCCUGAUGACGUAGCAGGGGGCAUCGACCAUGGCACUGCUCUGGGCCGUCAGGGGCGCGACCUCGCGGUUUUCGGGUCGCCUGCUCGCGCGUCAUUCCUCUCAAGCGGCGAGGCGUGGGGAGCGGCCCGGCGGGGAGGAGCUGAGCCGCCUGCUACUGGAUGACCUGGCGCCGACCCCGCGAUCUGCGGAGGGACUGGAGCGUCUGUUUGGCCUGUCCCCUUGUCUCCUGGCUCUGCGAGCUGCUCGUCGCCGCGUGGCCAGGCUUCUGCUCCAGGCCGGCAGAUCAGGGUUGCAAGGGGAGCGGGCCGAGCUGCUCCGGGCGGCAGAGGCGCGUAACAUACCAGUUCUGCGGCCCAGACGGCAGAAGCUGGACGCCCUGUGCCGCUACCAGGUCCACCAGGGCGUCUGCAUGGAGGUGAGCCCGCUUCAGCCUCGGCCUUGGACUGAGGUCGGGGAGGCGAGGCCAGGCGACGACCCCCGGCAGCUGUGGCUCGUCCUCGAAGGGCUCCAGGAUCCCCGGAACCUUGGGGGUGUGCUGCGUUCUGCUCAUUUUCUCGGAGUGGAUAAAGUCAUCACCAGCGGGAGAAACAGCUGCCCACUCACCCCAGUAGUCAGCAAGGCCAGCGCGGGUGCUAUGGAGGUGAUGGACCUGUUCUCCACUGAUGACCUGGCCAGUUUUUUACAGGCCAGAGCCCGGGAGGGCUGGCUCGUAGCUGGCACAGUGGGCUGCCUGGGGCCUGAGAUUUCCUCGUUCUCUGAGAUCCCUGUCACUAGCUGCUUGGAGUUCCUCUGGGACCGGCCUACUGUCCUAGUGCUGGGUAAUGAGGGCUCUGGUCUGUCCAAGGAGGUACAGGCCUCCUGCCAGCUUCUCCUUACAAUCCUGCCUGGCCGGCAGCUGCCCUCUGGACUUGACUCCUUGAAUGUCUCCGUGGCUGCAGGAAUUCUUCUUCACUCCAUUUGCAGCCAGAGGAAGGGUUUCUCUGCAGAGAAGAGAGAGCAACUUCUCUAAGACCCAUGGCAGCCUUGCUCUUUGAUCCGUAGUCUCUUCUGGAAGUUUUUGCAGCCACCUCUGGAGAUUCCUGGCUGUGGCCCCCAGAGAGGGCUCUGUCUCUAUACCCUUUCUGCCCCUCUCCUCUCCUCUCCCUUGGCUCCUGAUACCCUGGGGGCUGAUCGAUGGCAGCCGCUGGUUAUCGAUUGGAGUGGGCGUCCAAGUGUGGCUGCUGGAGGCCGGAAUUCUGCCAACACCUUUAGGUCAAAUUGGGCAGGCAGUGACCCAGAGGGCAGGGCUGGAACCAGUGGGAAGUUCAGGGAGACAGCAGCUCAAGCUAACAGAAUUCCAGAGGCUGAAUGGGGUACUUUGGAGGUAGUGAGGUCCCUGUCACUGGAGGAAUAUAAGCACUCAGAUGACCAUUCAGGAUGGGAACUCCAACUGGCAGCCUCAGAGGAGGUGAGUGAAUCUAAAAUGGGAAGUUGGAUGAACGGCUUCUUUGUGGAUGUCUUCAGUAUGCCAGAACUCUCCAAGCGUGAGCGGUUACCAGGAUCUCCAGAAAAGGGCGAGGAGCUGAGCAGGCCCUCAGUAAAUGGGGCUCCCUCCCCGCUGCCUCUCUUCUUCCUUCUAUCCCUCCCCUCCCCCAAAUCUGAAUUUCCUGAGGCUUGCACGGUUGUCCCUGUGGCUGUCAGACUCCUCCACCAGAGGACGAUAGGUGCUGCGGGCACAAGCAAAAUGGACCCCAGUAUAGGCUGCAUCCACAAUGGGCCUGCCUCGCCUGUGCUGUCUCCUGAACUUCAGGGCCGGAAGAUUUGA